This is a messenger RNA of Seriola aureovittata, 1099 nucleotides long. RefSeq names its product homeobox protein goosecoid-2. Bases 554 to 1099 code for a protein of 181 amino acids. Gene Ontology annotation, cellular component: nucleus. The transcript has 3 exons. Gene Ontology annotation, molecular function: DNA-binding transcription factor activity, RNA polymerase II-specific; RNA polymerase II cis-regulatory region sequence-specific DNA binding. Gene Ontology annotation, biological process: regulation of transcription by RNA polymerase II. The record is from RefSeq and is a predicted model, not a curated record. Lineage: Eukaryota; Metazoa; Chordata; Actinopteri; Carangiformes; Carangidae.
UCAACUUGUGUAAUUUACCAAACAUGUCUACAAAUUUGCACAAGAUCAUUUGCUGAUAAAGCUAAAUAGGAAACUGACAUUAUGAAAUAAAUUUAGGAGCUAAUCCUCAAGUUCAGCAUACACAAGUCUUUGGCCACACCAAAAACGUUCAUCUUUAAAUCCAGGUUUCUAAUACCAAGCAAUCCCCUUUUCUCUAAAACCUCAACAAUAAGGAUCUUAGGAGCUCUCCACUUCUCAUUUUAUGCAGUGAAAUCUGAUUUCUUUUGGAGAAAGGAAUGAGGCAAGAUUAACUGAAUCUGCCGUCCUCCCUAACCUCUUCACAAAACUGCCCAGAUUAGCUAGGAAUUAAGUUUCAACCGUUUUAUGUGUCUGGUCCAUAGGGGGGAUUAUAGUUUUACUAUUUUUUUGCCUCCCAAUUUCACUAUAAGGGUCUGACACACUGUUGUAGAGAGAGGAGAAGUAGAAGAGCAGCUGAGCCUGAGCAAUCGAAAAGUGCUGUGUGUCAAUAUCCCGUGAUCAUCGUUCCUUGUGUUUUAUUGGAAUUUCUUUGGAGAUGGAUGGACUGAUAAGGAUGGAGAGACAAAAGUUUCCUUUCACUAUUGAAAACAUAUUGAGCAAAUAUCCAAACAGUAAUGGAGACAGACGGACAUGUGAGACAAGUGGUGCUGGACUACAAGAGAAGAGUCCUGUUGGAGACCAGACAGAGACUGUUCAUCAUGCCUGUGUAUGCUGCUGCUACUGCUCCCACUGUGGAGACAUAUUCAGAGCUGACUUCAUUCAUGAAGCCUGUCAGUAUGGAUGGCCCCCAGCGAUGCUCUCAAACUCAUGUAGGCUGGGAGAGGCUCACAGAGAGGAGCAGUCACCCGGUCAGGUGCAGAGGCGGACCAGACGUCACCGCACUAUCUUCACAGAGGAGCAGCUGGACGCACUGGAGGAGCUGUUCCUGCAGAACCAGUAUCCAGAUGUGAACACAAGGGAGAAAUUGGCACAGCACACUCACUUAAGAGAAGAAAGAGUAGAGGUUUGGUUUAAAAACCGAAGAGCAAAGUGGAGACGCCAGAAAAGACUAUCAUUUGGUGUGGGAAACACAGAAAACUAA